AUGAUCGUUCCGCCGAGCCAGCAGUCUUCCAGGCUUCUCUCUUUGUCAAUGGCCAGUGGUGCCGGUGCCAACACCCGCACCGCGGCCAAGGGAAAGCCGACUGCGGUCGUCCCAACCGUGCGACCGCGCCGUCGAGAGUCGCCCUUGGCCGCUGCUGCCCGCCGGGCGAAGGAGGCGAUGGAGAGGCGCCCCACGAGAUCGAAGGAGGUGAUGCAAGGUGUCGCCCAAAGGUCUGAAGUGUCCGAGAAAGCCAAGGUGUCGCCCAGCCGGCGGCCGCCUGGAAGCCAAAGAAACCAAAGCAAAGAGAGCAAAGAGCAAAGCACAGAUCCAAAGGAUGCACAGGAUGUGAAGGAGAGAUUGGAGAGAUCUGAAGGAAGAUCUGAAAAAGACAGAGAUUUUACUCGAACAGUUGGAAAGUUCGAGAAACAUGGAUUCACAGUGCCAAGUCCAGAGACCUCUGCGGGCUCCACUCCCAAGUGCGUUCUUUCGGAGGACACAAGCACCAAAAUCGCUGACAGAUCCGAAAUACUGGAGGCAGCACAGGUGCUGCGAAGGGAGGCCCAGGACUUGGGACAGGCCCUCCGACAGUGGGUGGCAGAGGCUGAGGCGACCAAGAAGGAAGAGGUGCUUGAGGACGAGAUUGGUUCAGAGGAUCCCAGCAAGGAGCAAGACCUGGAGGCAAUGCAGUCAUGA
This is a messenger RNA of Durusdinium trenchii, 693 nucleotides long. NCBI's taxonomy places the organism in Eukaryota, Dinophyceae, Suessiales, Symbiodiniaceae. The record is from the annotation of a GenBank genome assembly.